This is a messenger RNA of Rhincodon typus (whale shark), 354 nucleotides long. Its product is annotated as connector enhancer of kinase suppressor of ras 3. The annotation marks the transcript as partial. Gene Ontology annotation, molecular function: protein binding. NCBI's taxonomy places the organism in Eukaryota, Metazoa, Chordata, Chondrichthyes, Orectolobiformes, Rhincodontidae. The record is from RefSeq and is a predicted model, not a curated record. The transcript is spliced from 4 exons.
GCAUCUGAUCCUUUGUUAAGCCAGAGUGCUUGUCUAGAGGAGGUUCAGUUGAUAAACAUCAAACCAAAUGAAGGACUGGGAAUGUAUAUUAAAUCAACCUAUGAUGGAUUACAUGUUGUUACUGGUACAACAGAAAAUUCACCUGCUGAUCGAUCUCACAAGAUUCAUGCUGGUGAUGAGGUGAUUCAGGUGAAUCAGCAAACUGUGGUUGGAUGGCAGUUGAAAAAUCUUGUUGGAAAGCUCCGUGAAGACCCUGUAGGCGUUGUGCUUUUGUUAAAAAAACGGCCAGCAAACACAUGCAAUUUAACUCCUGCACCUCUGAAGAACAUGCGCUGGAAACCACCAGCAGUGCAG